CUUUCCUCUCUCAUCGAAACACUUCCCAUCUCUCGCGUUAUCUUUGUGUGUUCUUUUCAUUUUGCUUAAGAGAUGGUGGCGUCAGCUUUUCUCCCGGAGCUCUGGACGGAGAUCCUCAUUCCCGUCUGCGCGGUGGUCGGCAUCGCUUUCUCCCUCUUCCAGUGGUUCAUCGUCUCUCGCGUCAGAGUCUCCGCUUCUGACCAAGGCGCAUCGUCCUCUUCUUCAGGAGGUGCGAAGAAUGGCUACGGAGAUUCCCUUAUCGAGGAAGAGGAAGGUGUCAACGACCAGAGCGUCGUCGCCAAGUGCGCCGAGAUUCAGACAGCUAUCUCCGAAGGUGCAACUUCGUUCCUGUUCACGGAGUACAGAUACGUCGGCGUAUUCAUGGUCAUCUUCGCCGCUAUAAUCUUCGUCUUCCUCGGCUCCGUCGAAGGGUUCAGCACGGAGAACAAGCCUUGCACCUACGACGAGACCAAAACCUGCAAGCCCGCGUUAGCCACCGCGGCUUUCAGCACAAUCGCUUUCGUCCUCGGCGCGGUCACCUCCGUUCUCUCUGGUUUCCUCGGCAUGAAGAUCGCCACCUACGCCAACGCGAGAACCACCUUGGAAGCGAGGAAAGGCGUUGGAAAGGCCUUCAUCGUUGCCUUCAGGUCCGGCGCCGUGAUGGGGUUCCUUCUCGCCGCGAGUGGUCUCUUGGUGCUUUACGUUACCAUCAAUGUGUUCAAGAUCUAUUACGGUGAUGACUGGGAAGGUCUUUUCGAGGCGAUUACUGGUUACGGUCUUGGUGGUUCUUCCAUGGCUCUCUUUGGACGUGUUGGUGGUGGGAUCUACACUAAGGCGGCUGAUGUCGGUGCUGAUCUCGUCGGUAAAAUUGAGAGGAAUAUUCCGGAAGAUGAUCCAAGGAACCCAGCUGUCAUUGCUGAUAAUGUGGGUGACAACGUUGGUGACAUUGCUGGUAUGGGAUCUGAUCUCUUUGGAUCAUACGCUGAAGCAUCGUGUGCUGCUCUCGUUGUUGCUUCCAUCUCUUCCUUUGGAAUCAACCAUGACUUCACCGCCAUGUGUUACCCGUUGCUCGUCAGCUCGAUGGGUAUCUUGGUCUGUUUGAUCACGACUCUAUUCGCCACCGACUUCUUCGAGAUCAAGGCUGUUAAGGAGAUUGAGCCGGCGUUGAAGAACCAGCUCAUCAUCUCGACUGUUAUCAUGACUGUUGGUAUUGCUGUUGUGUCAUACGUCGGCUUGCCUACUUCAUUCACCAUCUUCAACUUUGGAACACAGAAAGUCGUUCAGAACUGGCAGCUGUUCUUGUGUGUUUGUGUUGGUCUUUGGGCUGGACUCAUCAUUGGUUUCGUCACUGAGUACUACACUAGCAACGCCUACAGCCCUGUGCAGGAUGUUGCAGAUUCAUGCAGAACUGGUGCAGCCACCAAUGUUAUAUUCGGACUGGCUCUUGGUUACAAAUCCGUCAUUAUUCCGAUCUUUGCGAUCGCCGUCAGUAUAUUCGUCAGCUUCAGCUUUGCUGCUAUGUAUGGUGUUGCUGUUGCUGCUCUUGGGAUGCUCAGUACCAUCGCCACCGGUUUGGCGAUCGAUGCUUACGGUCCCAUCAGUGACAACGCUGGUGGUAUUGCUGAAAUGGCUGGGAUGAGCCACCGUAUCCGUGAGAGAACCGACGCUCUUGAUGCAGCUGGAAACACCACUGCCGCUAUUGGAAAAGGGUUUGCUAUCGGCUCUGCAGCGUUGGUCUCCUUGGCUCUGUUCGGUGCCUUUGUGAGCCGUGCGGGAGUCCACACCGUAGAUGUUUUGACACCUAAGGUUAUCAUUGGGCUGCUUGUUGGUGCCAUGCUUCCUUACUGGUUCUCGGCCAUGACGAUGAAGAGUGUGGGAAGUGCAGCUCUUAAGAUGGUUGAAGAAGUUCGUAGGCAGUUCAACACCAUCCCUGGACUCAUGGAAGGUACCGCGAAACCUGACUACGCAACAUGCGUCAAGAUCUCCACCGAUGCUUCCAUCAAGGAGAUGAUUCCUCCGGGUUGCCUUGUCAUGCUCACUCCUCUCAUUGUUGGUUUCUUCUUUGGUGUUGAGACUCUCUCUGGUGUUCUCGCCGGCUCUCUUGUUUCCGGUGUCCAGAUUGCUAUCUCUGCGUCUAACACUGGUGGUGCCUGGGACAACGCCAAGAAAUACAUCGAGGCUGGUGUAUCAGAGCACGCAAAGAGUCUUGGACCAAAGGGUUCAGAGCCACACAAGGCAGCUGUUAUUGGAGACACUAUUGGAGACCCGUUGAAGGAUACUUCAGGACCUUCGUUGAACAUCCUGAUCAAGCUCAUGGCUGUUGAGUCUCUCGUCUUUGCUCCCUUCUUUGCCACUCACGGUGGCAUCCUUUUCAAGUACCUCUAAACUCAACCCUGAGUGAAGAAGAAAGAUGAUGAUGAAGAUGGUUACAAUGCCUCUUUUUACCAUUCUUGUUUUCAUUUUGCGUAGGUGGUUUUAAAACAUUUAGUUUGGACUCAUUCCAAAGAGCCAAACCGAAAGAUGUUUCUCUCUCUUUUUGUGCUGUCUAGAUUUUAGAAAUCCACCAAGUACUUUGAGUUAUGUUUUGGUCUUCUUCGAGACGAAUGAGGUUUAAGUAUCAGUCUUUUGUCGGCA
Raphanus sativus (radish) is the source of this 2634-nucleotide messenger RNA. RefSeq names its product pyrophosphate-energized vacuolar membrane proton pump 1. NCBI's taxonomy places the organism in Eukaryota, Viridiplantae, Streptophyta, Magnoliopsida, Brassicales, Brassicaceae. The record is from RefSeq and is a predicted model, not a curated record. The transcript is spliced from 7 exons. Gene Ontology annotation, cellular component: membrane. Gene Ontology annotation, biological process: proton transmembrane transport. Bases 73 to 2385 code for a protein of 770 amino acids. Gene Ontology annotation, molecular function: inorganic diphosphate phosphatase activity; diphosphate hydrolysis-driven proton transmembrane transporter activity.